UUGGAAGAGUCCACUUCUCAGUGACUCCUAGCUGGGAACUGGAUGCAUUAGAGGGUAGCUAGUCAAUAUGAUUCUUCUUGCUGUGCUUUUCCUCUGCUUCAUUUCCUCAUAUUCAGCUUCUGUUAAAGGUCACACAACUGGUCUCUCAUUAAAUAAUGACCGACUAUACAAACUCACGUACUCCACUGAAGUUUUUCUUGAUCGGGGCAAAGGAAACCUCCAAGACAGCGUGGGCUACCGAAUUUCAUCCAAUGUGGAUGUUAUCUUACUGUGGAGGAGUCCUGAUGGUGAUGACGACCAACUGAUCCAAAUUAUGAUAAAAGAUGUAAAUGUCGAAAAUGUGAAUCAACAGAGAGGAGAGAAGAGCAUUUUCAAGGGAAAAAAGCCAUCCCAAAUCAUAAGAAAGGAAAACUUGGAAGCUCUACAAAGACCUGUGCUCCUUCAUCUAGUCCAUGGAAAGGUCAAAGAGUUCUACUCCUAUCAAAAUGAACCCAUAGCCAUAGAAAAUCUCAAGAGAGGCCUGGCUAGUCUAUUUCAGAUGCAGUUAAGCUCUGGAACUACCAAUGAGGUAGAUAUCUCUGGAGAUUGUAAAGUGACCUACCAGGCUCAUCAAGAUAAGGUGAUCAAAAUCAAGGCCUUGGAUUCAUGCAAAUCAGAGAGUUCUGGAUUUACAACCCUAAAUCCGGUCUUGGGUGUCACUUCGAAAGGCACAUCUGUCACUACCUAUAAGAUAGAAGACAGCUUUGUUGUAGCUGUGCUCGCAGAAGAGAUACAUGCUUUGAGGCUGAAUUUUCUACAAACAAUUGCAGGCAAAAUAUUAUCAAAGCAGAAAUUAGAGCUGAAGACAACAGAAGCAGGCCCAAGACUGAUGGCUGGGAAGCAGGUUGCUGCCAUCAUUAAAGCAAUUGAUUCGAAAUACACGGCCAUUCCCAUUGUGGGCCAGGUCUUUGAGAGCGAGUGCAAAGGAUGCCCUUCUCUCUCGGAGCACUGGCAGUCCAUCAGAAAACACCUGCAGCCUGACAACCUCUCCAAGGCUGAGGCUGUCAGAAGCUUCCUGACCUUUAUUAAGCACCUCAGGACUGCAAAGAAAGAAGAGAUCCUCCAAAUUCUAAAGGCUGAAAACAAGGAAGUACUACCCCAGCUGGUGGAUGCUGUCACCUCUGCUCAGACCCCAGACUCAUUAGAUGCUAUUUUGGACUUUUUGGAUUUCAAAAGUGACAGUAGCAUUAUCCUCCAGGAGAGGUUUCUCUAUGCCUGUGGAUUUGCCUCCCAUCCUGAUGAAGAACUCCUGAGAGCCCUCGUUAGUAAGUUCAAAGGUUCCUUUGCGAGCAAUGACAUCAGAGAAUCCGUUAUGAUCAUCAUUGGGGCCCUUGUCAGGAAGCUGUGUCAGAAUGAAGGCUGCAAACUCAAAGGAGUGGUAGAAGCCAAGAAGUUAAUCUUGGGAGGACUUGAAAAAGCAGAAAAAAAGGAGGACAAAAUGAUGUACCUGCUGGCUCUGAAGAAUGCCCGGCUUCCGGAAGGCAUCCCACUCCUUCUGAAGUACGCGGAGACAGGAGAGGGGUCUAUCAGCCACCUCGCCACCACCACUCUCCAGAGAUAUGAUGCCCCUUUCAUAACUGAUGAGGUGAAGAAGACUAUGAACAGGAUAUACCACCAGAAUCAUAAAGUUCAUGAAAAGACUGUGCGCACUACUGCAGCUGCCAUCAUUUUAAAUAACAAUCCAUCCUACAUGGAAGUAAAAAACAUCCUCCUCUCUAUUGGGGAGCUUCCCAAAGAAAUGAAUAAAUACAUGCUCGCCAUUGUCCAAGACAUCCUACGUUUUGAAACGCCUGCAAGCAAAAUGGUCCGUCGAGUUCUGAAGGAAAUGUUUGCUCAUAAUUAUGACCGUUUCUCCAAGAGUGGAUCCUCUUCUGCCUAUACUGGCUACAUAGAACGUAGUCCCCAUUCGGCAUCUACUUACAGUCUUGACAUUCUUUACUCUGGUUCUGGCAUUCUAAGGAGAAGUAACCUGAACAUCUUUCAGUACGUUAGGAAAAAUCCUCUUCAUAGUAUUCAGGUGGUCAUUGAAGCCCAAGGACUGGAGACCUUAAUUGCAGCCACUCCCGAUGAAGGAGAGGAGAACCUUGACUCCUAUGCUGGCUUGUCAGCCCUCCUCUUUGAUGUUCAGCUCAGACCUGUCACUUUUUUCAACGGAUACAGUGAUUUGAUGGCCAAAAUGCUGUCAGCAACUAGCGACCCUAUGAGUGUGGUGAAAGGACUUAUUCUGCUAAUAGAUCAUUCCCAGGAGCUUCAGUUGCAAUCUGGACUGAAGGCAAAUAUGGAUGUGCAGGGUGGUCUGGCUAUUGAUAUUUCAGGUUCAAUGGAGUUUAGCCUGUGGUAUCGUGAGUCUAAGACCCGAGUGAAAAAUCGGGUAACUGUGGUAAUAACUUGUGACAUCACAGUGGACUCCUCUUUUGUGAAAACUGGCCUGGAAGUUGGUGUGGAAACAGAAGCAAGCUUGGAGUUUAUCUCCACGGUGCAGUUUUCUCAGUACCCCUUCUUAGUGUGCCUGCAGAUGGACAAGGAUGGAAUUCCGUACAGGCAAUUUGAGACAAAGUAUGAAAGGCUGUCCACAGGCAGAGGUUAUGUCUCUCGGAAGAGAAAAGAAAGCCUAGUAGCGGGAUCUGAAUUCCCGCUGCACCAAGAGAACUCUGAGAUGUGCAAGGUGGUGUUUCCUCCUCAACCAGAGAGUAGUUCCAGCAGUUGGUUUUGA
Messenger RNA from Globicephala melas (long-finned pilot whale), 2752 nucleotides. It is a transcript of the gene MTTP, whose product is annotated as microsomal triglyceride transfer protein. Gene Ontology annotation, molecular function: lipid binding. Gene Ontology annotation, biological process: lipoprotein metabolic process; cholesterol homeostasis; lipid transport. Gene Ontology annotation, cellular component: endoplasmic reticulum; Golgi apparatus; basolateral plasma membrane. Lineage: Eukaryota; Metazoa; Chordata; Mammalia; Artiodactyla; Delphinidae. The record is from RefSeq and is a predicted model, not a curated record.